Messenger RNA from Cladophialophora immunda, 891 nucleotides. RefSeq lists its product as uncharacterized. The record is from RefSeq and is a predicted model, not a curated record. The coding region runs from base 1 to 891 and encodes 296 amino acids. The transcript is spliced from 3 exons. NCBI's taxonomy places the organism in Eukaryota, Fungi, Ascomycota, Eurotiomycetes, Chaetothyriales, Herpotrichiellaceae.
AUGGUUGUUCUUAAACACGCAGUGGUCUUCUUGGCCUCCCUCGCUACUUUGGCCGCCGCUUCCCCUGCCUCUGCUCAAUGGCAAAAACCAGACGUCUCGGCUACCGGGAUGGCACACCAGGGUAAGCCCAGUGGCGCUGGCGUAGGUGCUAAUGGAGAGAGCCACGAACACGGUGACUGGCAGCACUCGGCACAAGGGGACGACGAGGAAGGUGAACACAAAAGUUCUCUCCAAAAGGGCGACGGCGGUGGCAAUGCAAAUCACCAUCAAGCCCGCGAUGACUCUGCGCCGACUAAGCACCGAACCUUUGCCAAUCACAAGGGAGCUGACGCCUCCCAACACAAGUCCGGUGGGAAGGGAGAUAACGACAAGACCUUCAAACAGCAUCAUGCUCGUACUGAGGAGGUGCUCGAGACCCUUCGGAGGAUUGCCCAGCAUGAGCAUGAGCGCGAUAAGCAGCCACGAGACGUCGAUCAUGAUAGCCAAAUUGACGACCAUGGCCAUGGUCAUGAUAUGGAGCAUGAGUCGCAUGACCCGCAUGACCAAACGCAAACUGGCGAGCAUGGAAGGGGCAAACACCAUGAUACUAGGGCGUCAACUCAAAGAGGGGUCUAUGAGUGUGCCAAUCAGAACUGGGUUCACCCGUGUGUAUGGACCCCAUUAAAAGAUGGACAAUGCUACAACAGGCUGUACGGCUACCUUGGCUCCAUGGGCCCCGACAACGGUCUAUCCUGUACCAUCUACGAGCAACCAAACUGCAAUGACAAGGGCUGGAACACAUGCGGGCCGUUUGUGUGGCCAGGGAUGAAGAACUAUCAAACCAGCCACUUGCUGCUUUACAACGGCAUGUCUGAUGAUGGCCCACUCAGCAUCAAGUGCAAGUAUACUUAG